Molecule: messenger RNA, 1458 nt
Organism: Caenorhabditis sp. 36 PRJEB53466
Lineage: Eukaryota; Metazoa; Nematoda; Chromadorea; Rhabditida; Rhabditidae
Source: the annotation of a GenBank genome assembly
AUGCGCGGCGUCUUGUUUUUUUCUGCCUCUUCCCUUCUUCUCCAUUCGUUCGUCUCCGUUUCGGCGGCUCCGCUCGACUCUUGCGCGCGCAUCGAUUCGUGCGCCGCGUGCGUGAACAACGCCACCGACGGCUUCGGCUUCCGGUGCCAAUGGUGCGCGACGAGCGGCUCUUGCGCGUCGGAGAAGGCGUCGAGUGUGUGCCACGUGGACGACAUGACCCUCGACGAGUACAAUUGCCCGGCGGACGUCUCCAAUCUUAGGUGAGUGCCAGAUUACACAUCACACUAGACCACCGUCUAUUCACGACAAUGUAUCUCAGUUGUCGGUAGGGAUAUCAAAAAGUUGUCAACAGAUAAAAUGUGCACAAUGAAUUUCUGAACAAUCUAUCAGUUGGCCGUUUUCGAAUAUCUCAACCGGCAGCAGAGAUAUACCACAGUAUUUACGGCGAGAAGUCUCUUUCCAGGUACGACGAACAAUUCAUGCGCCAAACUGUCCUUCCGUUAAUCGCCGCCACAAAUUCACCCGAUUCGCAGAAGCUCGCUCAAUCUCUGGACACGUGUUUCGGCGAUGAAAUUCAAGUGAUCAACACUUAUGAAAUCUUCUGUGAUAACACGAACAUUGUGAGUUUUGCCUGAACUUUUGACCCAAACUUUAUACAGGUUUCUUGGCCCAAAUUUCGGACCGAUCUAGUUCAGAUAUAGAUCUCUCUCUCUCUCGUAUCCUGCUAUUCUAGACCACGUGCUUCGCGUACAGCGCCUUCCUGCCACGUCACAAUGCGAUGGCGUUGGUGUUCCGCGGCACGACGACGCUCUUCCAGUUCAUCGACGAGGGCAUCUCGUUCUUUCUCCACCAAAAAGUGCAGUUCAAAGUGACGAACGGCGUCGUCGACGAGUAUUAUCUCAACGCGUUUUACGCGCUCUGGGAGAGCGGAAUGCGCGACGACGUCGAGACGGUUCUCGAGGAGCGCGAAGACGACGUCAAGCUGUGGUUCUUCGGACAUUCUCUGGGCGGCGGUCUCGCUUCCAUCGCGUCCGUUUACGUGGCGAACAAGUAUGCGGUGGAGGGGACGAGAAGCAAACUGGUGACGUUCGGAAUGCCGCGAAUCGGCGACAUUGAGUUGGCACAAGCGCACGAUCGACUGGUGCCCGAUUCGUGGAGGAUCGAGCACAGCAAAGAUCCGAUUCCGGCGCUUCCGCCGAGAACUUUCCCGGACUCGAUCGACAAAGGAUCGUUUCAUCACAAAUCAGAGGUAAACGUCAAGAAAAUACCAUUCAUCAAUGACCUCUUCAGAUUUGGUACCCACUCGGAAUGGGCGUCGGCGCCUCGUUCGAGAUCGGAACGCGUCCGGACACGACCGUCGGAAGGAGUGUGUUCCCGCUCAACAUCGAAGAUCAUCUCACCUAUUUCGACACGCGUCUGGAGACGUGGCAUGUCAAAGGAUGCAAAACAUUGUCAUAA